Staurois parvus is the source of this 4616-nucleotide messenger RNA. The record is from the annotation of a GenBank genome assembly. Lineage: Eukaryota; Metazoa; Chordata; Amphibia; Anura; Ranidae.
AACAGUAUGACAUGUGCGCGAGUUAGAGUCUACAAGCCUAAGGCAACAGAGGAGAACGCAAGGAAGGACCAAGUCCCUUGUGCUGACUCCGAGACCCCUGGAAAGGAAAAUAUCCAUAAACCAAACAAGUACAAAGAACGGGAAAAAGAAAAUGCAGAAAACAGUGAAGUUGUUGAAAAAAGGUACAAGAAAACAGACAGCAGCAGCCCCACCAAGUUACUCAAUAUCAUCUCAGACUGCAGCGGGGAACAGGAUCCCAAAAAAGUCCUCAAUAUUGUCUCACAGCAUGUUGAUAACAAGGAACCAAGAUCCUUUCGAGUAGGCAGCUUUAAUAUCGAGUUGACUGCAGAGAAUAAGGAUGGAGAUGCAUCCAAACCAUCUGCCACUUCGCAUGUAAAGAUCUCAAUGGCUUCAGACCAGAAAAAAGAUCAGGUCACAGCAAAACCACUUUCUGUAAAGGAGAGAGCAGAGGAGAUAAAACGUCCUGAGCAAAUACCCUUAGAGACCAGAUCUGAGAGAGAAAUAAAGUCUCAUGGUGGGAAAGGUCUUCCAUUCUACUCCAAGAUCAUUCCAGCUGGAAAGUUGGUUGCUCAAUUAAAAAAUUCCACCCUCAAACAAUCAGAGCUCAUUCAGGUCAAUGGAAAAACGUUUCCGCAGGCUAAAUUACUGUUGGGUCAGAUGGGAGCACUUCAUCCAGCAAAUAGAAUUGCAGCUUAUAUUACACACAGACUGCGACCUAAUCUGCUUUAUUUGUCUAAAGAAGCCAAUGCCAAAGCAGCUGCUAAUAAUGCUAGGCCAGAAUCUUCUACAGCAAAUGGAAAUUUGAAAGUCACCACAGAUGGACAGAAAACUACGGUUUCUUCACCACAAAGUAAGAAUGUUUUACCAUCCACACCCAGUGGUGUCUUCACUCACUUUGUCAUGGGUGAAGAUGGAAGUCUAGAAAAGAAAAGUCCUGAAGUCAGACCACCUGAACCCAGUGCUGUGGGGUUGCCAAAGAUGCAUACGCAGUCUUCUCCACUAGUACUAAUGUCUACUCCAGUAUCAUCAAGCAGUGCGGUUACAGUUGUCUCAUCUUCUUCUGUGAACAUGGAAUCAACUACACCGUCAUUGUCUAGUGCUGUUUCACCCAUUAAAAACCAAGCUGCAUCUUUAUCUACACCCAUACAGGGUGCAACUAAACUAGUAACAAAAGACUCUUCUCUCCUUGUAACUAGAACUUUAUCAAAUGACACCACCAGCACAGUUAGUUUAACGCUGGGUCCUUCUCCUCCUAAAUGUGUGUCAAUACCACCUCCAGCUUUAACCAGAGCACCUUGUCCACCUUUGACUUCUUCUUCAUCUGUCCCUCCUCAAGCUCACCCAGGUACUAAUAAAACUCUUGCUGCUUCAGUGGCAUCAAGUUUGGUCGCUUCAGCCAAUGUGCCAACCAUUGGGUUGGUUGGUUCCCCAACCGGAAGACCUACAGUGACAUUAAGAACAGUAACCUCACCGUCUGCAGCAACACAAAGGGCUACCUUAACCUCAGGAGUUGAUAAGCGAUUGGGCCCUCGACUUCUCCUAAUACCAGUCUCCAAUGGCUCUAAUCCAGUUCGCCCAGUACAGAGUGUGCAAACAAGUCCUGGCCAGAAAAUGGUCUUACAACCCAUUAAGGGUCCUAAUGGAAUCAACUUAUUCAGGCACCCAAAUGGGCAGAUUAUCCAGCUUUUGCCAUUGCAACAAAUUCAAUCUACUAACGUUCAACAAAACCAGCGAGUUGUUAUCCGCAGUCCAGGUCCUGCAGUGAGUAUUCAACUACCUCUUAAAAACAAGACUGACAUUGCCACUCCUACUCUUGCUACCACUGAGUCGUCAUCUGUUCCUCCGACACCUGCUCUACAAACUGUGUCUCUAUCUAAGAUCAGCCCAGUUAAGUCCGGGGUUACAGUAAUUCCAACAAGUCCAUCUCAAAUUGCUACACUACGAAUAGGAACACCGCCUAGAGGUAGCAGUGAGGGGUCUCCAUCUGGCUCCAAAGUUGUGGCGUAUGCUAGUAGUGGUGGGGUUCACCUUCGGUCAGGAGGUAUGCCAGUACUAAAGUGCUCAACAACUACUGCCCUAAGCUCCAGCCCACAGGAUUCUGCUCCUAAAGCCAAAGUUAUAUUGAUGUCCAGUAAACCUGCAGUGGUGAUAGAUGCAAAUAAAUUAGCAAAUUUUUCAUUUUUGAAAUCUGCAAUGAUUGUUUCAGCGUGUGAGAGAAAUGCAGAAAGGGAAAACAAGGAAUGCAAAGGACUGGAAACUGAUCACACUGCUAAUAUGAUGGAGAAACAAAAUGGACCUAAUGAUUCUGUUACAUCUGCAGAGCAGGAGGGUUUCACUCAGUUAGUAAAGAAAAUGGGAGAAACUGAGGAGAUGAGCACAAUCCCAUCUCUGAUAAUGGUUAAUGGAAAUGAAUCUAAAAAGUCAGAUAUUUCAAGUGGAGCAUUGUUACAACAUACCAAUAACCAGGAUUCCUUGAGUUCUUUACAGAAAAGCUCUGAUGAUUCCACAGAUAAAGAAGCUGGAAGUCCCUCACAAACAAUUAAGUUGAAUCAUAUAGCUGAAAGUGACCAGAAUUUUGAAAAUAUAAUGGCUGAAAAUGACCAGGAUCUUGAAAAUUCAGCACCUAAUCAUUUAUAUCCAGAAAACCCAGCUGCUAAAAGUGCCCAGGACACUGAAAAUCCAGCAGCUGAAAAUGCCCAGGACCCUGAAAAUCCAGCAGCUGAAAAUGCUCAGGACCCUGAAAAUCCAGCAGCUGAAAAUGCUCAGGACCCUGAAAAUUCAGUGUCUGAAAAUGUCCAGGAACCUGAAAAUUCAGCAUCUGAAAAUGUCCAGGAGACUGAAAAUCUAGCAGCUGAAAAUGCCCAGGAACCUGAAAAUUCAGCGUCUAAAAGUGUCCAGGAUACAGAAAAUCCAGCGUCUGAAAGUGACCAGAAUCUUGAAAACCCAGCCUCGGAAAGGGACCAGGAUCCUGAAAAUGCAGCUGCUAAAAGGGACCAGGAUCAAAAAAAUCCAGAGGGUAAAAGCUCUGUAUUUCUUUGGAACAAGACAAUGAACGUACUAUAGAACCAGCAUACAGUACUGUACAGGUACCGACACAAGCAGAUUCAGAGGUUAAUCAGCAAACACAGGUUAAAUUUGAGCUGGAUGAAGGAGAUAAAGGCAGGAAAGGUGAUGUCACUGAUUUUACAACAAUGGAUGUGCAAGAUGAAAACCUUCCCUCAGAUCCCGGUUACAAUAGUAGCACAAGAGAAAGUGAACACAAUUCUCAGAGUGAGGAUGAAAGUGAAGCUGAUGAAUCUGUGGACAUUGAAACAGUGGAAGAACUUUAUGAGAAGAUUAACAUUGCUCGUCUUAAAGCAACGGCUACUCCUAUGACAUCACACAAUGACAAAAACACUACUCUUGUAAAGCCUUUAAAGGGACGGAAGAUGGGCUCUAAGGUGAAUGGAGAUGAUAUGUUCUCAGUAGGGGGAGAAGAUGAGGAGUCUCUUUUACAUCGUAAGAACCACACAGCAAAUGAACGAAAGCGCAGAAAUGAGAUGAGGGAUCUUUUCGAGGAGCUAAAGAAUGCUCUUGGCCUUCACAACCUUCCAAAAGUUUCAAAGAGCUAUAUUCUUAAAAAGGCAAUUGAAGAAAUUGAGGGACUAACAGAUGCAGCAGAUAGCCUCAUAAGACAGAAGACCUUGAUGUCUCAGAAACAGAGUCAGUUGAUUAAGAAAGUGUCAAAUCUCUCAGCACAGAAGCCAGCUGUCAUAACUACACCCAAUUUACUAGUGGCAGCUUCAGGACAACUGGAAGCAGUGAAGAAAGCCAAGGGCGGACAGGUUACAGGAAUUCCACCAACACUUGUGCCGGCUGAUGUGAGGCCACCGCAGAUGCCAACAGGAAUGGCUUCUGUGGUGAUUCAGCUUCCAGGUACAAUACAGCUGAAGGGUUUAAUUGGUAAUAGCAGUAUUCCCAUCACUUUGUCUGCUGUGCCUCGCACCAUCUCUGCAGCAGAACCAUCUUCUACCACGUCAGAAAAUGAUGACCUGUCCAUGAUGCCCAAGAUUAUCAACGUCACAUCCCUAGCGGAGGAAGCCUUUUCAGAUCUGGGCCAGGAUAUAGAAUUCCAUACUCCAGCGACUAAGGCAGGCACAGAUACUGAGGUUAAUAUCCUGUUGGCAAAGGAGACUGCUGCUAGUGAACCCUUGACAGAGCCAGCAGGGAGGGAGCUCUCCUCCACAGAAAAUCUACCAUCACAUCCAGUGGACACAACAGAAGAAAAACGUUCCAGUGGUAUAGAUAUAACACAGACCUCUUACUCCAGUCUUCCAGAGAAUCUCCCCCUGGCCAAAGUCAGCAUUGUUAGUCCUGAGACAUCCUCAAAAAGUGAAAAGGCUGCUAAGAAUGCUUCCCCUUUGGAUAAUGUCUUGGAGGAUGUCAGAGACUCUGAACUAGAGCUGGAACUAAAAAACCUUUCAUCUGCUAUAGAUGAAGCAGAUUUGGACCCCAGUGAGUUAUCAGAUGUUAUGGGUGUACAAGAAGACUCAGAUGAAACUUUCUCUUCUCUUUUAAAUGAGAUUGCUUUAUUAAAUCAACAGUUAAACAAUGAC